This is a messenger RNA of Acaromyces ingoldii, 2619 nucleotides long. RefSeq lists its product as hypothetical. NCBI's taxonomy places the organism in Eukaryota, Fungi, Basidiomycota, Exobasidiomycetes, Exobasidiales, Cryptobasidiaceae. Gene Ontology annotation, biological process: regulation of transcription by RNA polymerase II. The transcript has a single exon. The record is from RefSeq and is a predicted model, not a curated record. Gene Ontology annotation, molecular function: DNA-binding transcription activator activity, RNA polymerase II-specific; RNA polymerase II transcription regulatory region sequence-specific DNA binding. The coding region runs from base 434 to 2308 and encodes 624 amino acids. Gene Ontology annotation, cellular component: nucleus.
ACCUCGCGAAUCUCCUCAUCGCUACUCCUUCGUCGCCAUCGCCCUUUUUCCCUGUUUCACUUUCGUCACUCGCCCGACACCAAAUAGAGGCGGAAUACAAGGGGAGAGGAACACGGAGACUGGCCGGUCGUGUGGACGUUUGAAAUCAAGAAUUUUUUAAGCAUAGAGGAAAGAGGGCCGGGAGGGCGUCGUCGGUCGUGACUCGUGGCUAGGGCGGGCGCAGCAGAUCCCAUAGCGAAGAAGAGCGAGAAGGAAGAAAAAAACAGAGCUAGUCGCAAGCCGGGCAAAUCAAUCCUUUGACAAGGGAGGAGGACGCCCGAAUUUCUACCUGCUCUCUUCACACACACACACACGCACACAUUCUUCUCUGCAUCCAUCAACCUUUUGCGAGGGGACGAGAAUAAGGGGGGCGAGGGACGAUUAGGAUACAACCAUGUCAUCCUUUGACGACCCAAGUUCGUUCCUCUUUGGACUCAACCAAUUUCCAACGCCGCCGCAGGACAGCAACCACCAGAGUGGGUCUUCGUCUCACAACCACCACACCAACCCGAGCACCAACGGUCCCGGCACUGCCGCCACGACGGCUGCCUCGACCCCGGCCAAUCUCCGACUGGAUCCCUUUGCGGGCGCAACGGGCGCCGAGCACGGAGAUCCCAGCGACGUCCUCGACGGUGCCGGCUUUGCCGACCAGCUGGCCCUCUGGACCAACGCAAACUUUAGCUUCGACGGCCCCACGGGCCACGCCCUGCUCGGCGACGAAGACAAGGAAAAGGAGGAGGCAGCUGCCAAGAAGGACGAGGAGGAAAAGCGGGCCGGCAAGCGGCCGAGGAACAACAACAACCACAACGACGACGAGUUUCUCGGCGCGGCGGGCAACGGCAAAGCCCGGCAGCGGGACCCCUCGUCGCCGCUCGACGCAAACGAGCCUACGCAUCAGCGCCACAAGGAGCAGGCCGCCCUGCAGCAGCAGCAGCACUACUUUGCCCCACCCACCUCUCGCGCAGACGAGGGCCGCCGCCCUGGCUACGCCAACAACGCCGCCAUGCCCUCGGCAGGCGGUGCACCUCCGUCCUCGGACCGCGGCACGGCUGCCGACCGGGGCAACGACCAGCAGCAUCUGCACCAGCAGCAGCCGCUGCCGCAGGGUAUGCCUGCAUUCAGCCACCAGCCAUUCGCUCCUGGCGCUGCUUUCUCUGGCCAGCAGCAAGCUCCCCAGCUCGAUCUGACGUCCAUCCUCGCCCUCCAGCAGCUCCUCUCCUCCAACCCACUGGCGCUGGCUGGUCUUAGUGGCUUGAGCCCGGGCCUCAACCUCAACAGCAUUCAGGGUAUUCUCCAGGCCCAGCAAGCCCUGCCCCAGCAGCAAGAGCAGCAGCAGCAGCAGCAGCCAUUCGCAGCGGGCCAGUCUCCCCAGUUCUGGCCCUCGUUCAACCCGCAGCUGACUUCGCCCACGUUCAGCACCGCAUUGAACUCGCUUCCCGGCUCUGCUGCUCCCGGUCAUCACGGUCAUGGCCACGACGAUGACGACGAGGUCAACGAGCGCGAGUUGGCCAACAGCAAGGCCCAGUCGGCCAACCGCAAGAAGCCAUCGCUGGGCAAGGCGGCCGCGCGCGACAACCACGACCGUCACGAUUCGCCCUCGUCGAGCGACGGGGACAAGCGCAACUCGAUGAGCGACUCGUCGUCCUCCAAGACCAAGAGCGAGCGCGCAGCUAUCCUUGCAGAGAAGGCCGCCCUCCGCGACGAGAUUCCCCCGCUCCAGCUCAUCGACACGGGCAAUCCUGAGGCCGACGCGGAGGCGAACCGCGUCGCAAUCGAGGAGGACAAGCGCCGGAGAAACACGGCCGCCUCGGCGCGCUUUCGGGUCAAGAAGAAGCAGCGCGAGGCUGCCCUCGAGGCCCACACCAAGGAGCUCACCGACAAGGUCGACAGCCUGCAGCGGGAGAUGGAGAAGCUCCGAAACGAAAACACGUGGCUCAAGGGCCUCAUCCAGGUCCGACCUGCCAAUGCUGAUGCGAGCGGCUCCGCCUCGUCGCCCCAGUCGCCCUCUGCUGGCUCCAAUGUGCAGCAGCAGCAGCAGGCCAUCAAUGCGCUCCACCAGAUGCAGGUCCAGAUCCAGGCCGCCGCUGCCGCCGCCGCGGCCCACCAGCAGCAGCAGCAGAGCCCUCACAACAAGACACAUCUCAGCCCCAUCCUCAGCCGCCAGAGAGAUACUGGUGUCCGCCCCCGCGGCGUGGGCACCAACGCCGAGGCGUCUUCCUCGUCUGCUGCUGCGCACGAAGCCGGCUCAAAGAGGGACCGCGAGGACUGAGAGCUUUCUGCUUAUCCUCUAUCUGGACAAGAUCUCGAAAGAGAGAGGUGGAACAGACCGAAAUAUGGCUGUAGAAAAAUAUCCGAAGGACAUAUGAAACGACCCUUACUUUUCUUCUACUGUCUUCAUAUCCAAUCUUCCCUCUCCUUAUCUUCUUUCCCUUCCUCCUCCCCUCGACCCGGCUUAGAUGCUCUUCUGCUCUCCUUUUCUUUUUAUCCUCCUCCUUCUCUGUUGAUUCUGUACGAAAAGCUUUUCUCUUUGGUUCUCGAAGCGAGGAAAUGAUACGGAAAUUGUGCUUGUUAUCGCUCUCA